Molecule: messenger RNA, 801 nt
Organism: Phragmites australis (common reed)
Lineage: Eukaryota; Viridiplantae; Streptophyta; Magnoliopsida; Poales; Poaceae
Product: V-type proton ATPase subunit G1-like
Exons: 4
Coding region: 294-626 (110 amino acids)
Biological process (GO): proton transmembrane transport
Cellular component (GO): vacuolar proton-transporting V-type ATPase complex
Molecular function (GO): proton-transporting ATPase activity, rotational mechanism
Source: RefSeq, a predicted model, not a curated record
CAGGUCUUCGUAGAGUUCUACGACUUCUCCAGCAUAAGCGUUCCUUCUUCAACCUUGCAGGAUCUGUAGCGCCUUCGACGCGGAACACCCUCGAUCCAGAUCGGCAGAUCAACCUAUCCUUGCACUGCAACCUCACCUCUCUUCCUUCUCCCGUAGGCGUCGUCGUCGUCCUCCUCACCCUCUGCUUGCGCGGAGUGGAGAUCCAUCUGGCUUGAGUUGAUUUCUUCUUUUGUUGAUAAGGAACAUAGGAUGCCUAGCUUACUUGGACGGAUCGCUCGUUUUGUUCUGAAAAGAUGGACGCGAACAGGCGCCAGAGUGAGAUUCAGCAGUUGUUGGCUGCAGAGCAAGAGGCUCAGCAGAUUGUAAAUGCAGCUAGGGCUGCUAAGUCGCCAAGGCUUAGGCAAGCAAAAGAGGAGGGCGAAAGGGAAAUAGCUGAAUAUCAUGCCCAGAUGGAGGCUGAAUUCCAGAGGAAAGUUGCGGAGAGCAACGGUGACUCCGGUGCAAAUGUCAAACGUCUGGAGCAAGAGACAGCGGCAAAAAUAGAACAACUCAAUCAACAGGCUGCAAGUAUCUCCCCAGAAGUCAUUCAGAUGCUUCUGAGGCAUGUUACCACUGUGAAGAACUGAAUGUUUUUGUGCUCUAAAUAUGAUUGCAACCUUGAAUUAUCUCUCUAGUUAUAGUAAUGCUCUAAAUAUGAUUGCAACCUUGAAUUAUCUCUCUAGUUAUUUAUAUCAGAGAGUGGUAAUAAAUGAAUUUGUCACUUCUGGCUGUAAUUCCUUGUUCCGAAUCACAGAAUAAGAU